GCGCUGGCGGUGCUCGAGGAGGCGGUGGGGCGCGGCGGGCCGGAGCGCCUGCUAGGCCUCUUAAAGGGACCGCGGCCUCGCUCGGUGUGGGGGGCUGUGGUGCGGCCCCAGACCCCGUCGCUCGCCUCCUUACCAUCCUAUGGGUCCGGGGCUGCCGCAGGGAGCUGCUUCCUGCCCGUUCUUCGGCCGCCGUUCUCUCCUCGCUCUCCAAACCCGUCCCUCUCCCCCACCCCCCCCCACCCCGCCCUGGCCCUGUGGGGCAGGGCGGCAGCGGGUGGUCAGUGCGGGUCGCAGCCGAGCCCGGAACAAAGCUCCUGCCGCCGGGGAGCAUGCGGAAAUAGACAGACGGUUGGAAAAGAAGCUGAAGAUCACACAGAAGGAAAGUAGAAAGUCAAAAUCUCCUCCUAAAGUGCCGAUUGUGAUUCAGGACGACAGCCUUCCUGCGGGUCCUCCCCCCCAGAUCCGCAUCUUGAAGAGGCCGACGACCAACGGCGUGCUCAGCAAUCCCAACUCCGCCAGCAGACCGGCCUUCCCUGUGAAAUCCUUGGCGCAGCGGGAAGCGGAGUACGCGGAAGCCAGGAAACGAAUAUUGGGCAGCGCGAGCCCCGAAGAGGAGCAGGAGAAGCCCAUCCUCGAUAGGCCGCCGAGGCUCUCCCAGCCGGAAGACACCAGACAGCCCAACAAUGUGAUCAGGCAGCCCCUGGGUCCCGAUGGCUCACAAGGCUUCAAACAGCGCAGAUAAACGCAGGCGGGAGAUGCUGCUGCGGAAGGCAGGGUCCGCCGCCACAGGUCGCGCUGCCGGGACGGACAAACGGACUCGAGCAAAGGGAACUACCUGGUUUAUUUGCACUGUGAUUCCCCCUUUGCUCUGCCCACUGUGACCUUCAACCCCACGCACUGUGACCUCCCCUCUCCACCCACUGUGACCGAGAAGGGCUGUCCCCGAGUCGCUGGAAAAGGAAAAGGGGGACGAUGAGGGGAGGGAAGGGGGGUGCAAAGGACUCGGACGGGUGCAGGGAGUCGUGUGUGUGCCACUUGGGUUGAAGCUAGCGCCAGCAAUAAUGUUUGUUGUACUCGUAACCUGGGAUUUAAGGAAAAAAAAAAAAAUAUGGGAAGCCUCCCCAGACGCGCAUGUUGUCCUCAUCACUUUAAGAGCAAGUUCUGUUUCAAAGGAUCUCUUUUUAUUAUUUUAUUUUAUUUUUUUUCCUGUUUGUUUUCUGUAUAUCAGAUCAACGGAGUGCAUGGGAAGGGUUUUAACUUUUGUUUUAAUUGAAAGAAGGUAGUUAAGCGUUCGAAAAAGGAGUUUCGAUGAAUUUCUGCGACCUUAAUGGCUCGGGUUUGGCAAGCUCUUGCUUCUUGGUCUCUGUUUCUACUGCUGCCAAGCACCUGGAAGCGGAUUCCUGGAUACCUGGCCUUUCCGAUCGCCUUGGGAGCUGGUGGAGUCCGCCGACCUAGUUUACGUCUUGCACCUGUUAAAGCUUGGCUAUGGAAGAAAAGCUUAAAAUACAUCUUUUUUUUUUUUUUGGUUUUUUUUUCUUUUUAUAUUUGGGGAGAAGGGAAUGUAGACGGAUCCUGUGAAAAUGCCUGCUGCCCGCCCGCUGCUUGUGGCAGAGAGCGCCCAGGCGGUGAAGAAUCGGGGCUCCGCUGCGAGGAGAAUAACCGGCACCGCUCCGCUCCGUGGAAUAAAUGGGUGGAGAGGAGUCCCGCUCCGUACGGCCUGCGCUCGCCGAGCGGGGAGUGCGGACAUCCCGAGCGUCCCGUCCCGAGUGGCGAAGGCUCCUGGUCCAGUCUCUCGCUCACGGUACGAGCUGCAUUGCUUCCCGAAACUGCAGACGUCGGGAGCGAAACCGGAGUUGGAUAAAGCCUGGAUGAUUCCUCCUUCCGUCUUCCCAGCAGCAGCGAGGCCUCGGGGAAAGGAUUUUUCCUCCUCUGGCUCCCGGGAAGAGGACGGGGAGGCUGGUGGUCUGCAGGAAGGCGGAUGUUCCCCCCCCCGGAUGAAGCUGACCUACCUUAAUAUCGCUUAAUAUCGAGGGAUUAGAUGAACACUAAACUCUCCCCUCGGAGGGGACGGUACCUGGAAAACAGUUUCUGGUUAUGGGCGGAUUAUUCUGUACGGGUGCAGCCCUCCUGCCGCUUCGUGCUCAGUAGGUUCAAGGGUAAACGAGCAAAUCUGAAUUAAGCCUUCUACCCGAAGGGAAGCGACCGUACAAAAAGACAUGUAUGGAAAUACGGCUUAAAAAAACAAAAGCAAACAAACAAAAACCAAAAAACAAAACAAAAACGGUAAAAUAAAACUACCUGUGUAUAAAAAGAAUCGGCCAGAGCGUUAAUUAGCUGAUUAAAGCUGAUUAAAACACCGAGGACGGUGGCGAGGUGGGGACGGGUGGGCAGAUGUCCCCCAGGUGUCCCCAGCUGCCGGUGCUUUUUGGGGUUUUGGUUUUGGGGUUUUGGUUUUUUUUUUUAAAUAUUUAUCCCCACCCAGGAUGAGUCCCCGGGAGGGAGCGGGAGGGGAGAAGGACGACAGCAAUAACCAUAGUCACCGCGCCUUUCCUUAAUUAUUACUAAAAAUAGCUUUUAAUGGCCAAACCCCCCCCCCAUUCACCCAAUUUGUGGUGUAGCUGGCCAGUGUUAAAGCUGCCGCCUCCUCCAGCACUGAAAUCUUUGGCACCAAAAUCGCCAUUUCUGGCACCCAGUUUUCCUUCUCUGGCACCAAAAUGUCCAUUUCUGGCACCGAAGUCUCCGGCAUUGGAAUCUCCCGGCUCCUCCAUCCCGGUGACCAGGACACGUCCCGCCCGCGGGCAGGGCUCGGCGGCGUUCCUGCCCUUUGUCCCGGGAAGGUGGAGGAUAAACACGGUACCGCGUGUUUUCACCCCAAAACGUGCGCCGAAAAGAAAACGUUUUAUAAAUUGUAUUUUAAAUAAAUGUCUUUAA
Messenger RNA from Chroicocephalus ridibundus (black-headed gull), 2931 nucleotides. RefSeq names its product SUZ RNA binding domain containing 1 (gene SZRD1). Lineage: Eukaryota; Metazoa; Chordata; Aves; Charadriiformes; Laridae. The record is from RefSeq and is a predicted model, not a curated record.